This is a messenger RNA of Eimeria tenella, 876 nucleotides long. RefSeq lists its product as uncharacterized. Gene Ontology annotation, molecular function: nucleic acid binding; tRNA-intron lyase activity. The coding region runs from base 1 to 876 and encodes 291 amino acids. The record is from RefSeq and is a predicted model, not a curated record. Gene Ontology annotation, biological process: tRNA splicing, via endonucleolytic cleavage and ligation. The transcript has 7 exons. NCBI's taxonomy places the organism in Eukaryota, Apicomplexa, Conoidasida, Eucoccidiorida, Eimeriidae.
AUGGAUCCCUCAGCGACGAGUUUGCCACCGCAGCUGCAAGCAGAACAAGACGCACCCAGAGAGCCGUUCAAAAGCCACUGCAGUAGCAGCGACAGCAGUAGCAGCAGCGGCAGCCCGCACAGCAGCAGCAGCAGCAGCAGCAGCAGCAGCAGCAACCUCGCGUGGCAGCAGCAAGCCCGCAAGUGUGUGCAGCAGGACUUGGCCUUAAAGGGUUUUAUCCUCAAAGAUGGAACUUCUUUCGGAGCGGAUUUUCUCUCUUACGUUGGAGACCCCCAGGAGUCCCACGCGUCCUUUCUGGUGUACGUACACCCCAUGCCCAGCAGCAGCAGCAGCAGCAGUAGUAGUAGUAGCAGCAGCAGCAGCGUGAACUGCCGCAUUGAAAGUGGAGAGCUGCGGGAAUCCAGUGGGCACAGCAAGUUGCUGAGGCUGGAGGCUCCGCCGCCGCCGCAGACGACAGAGGGGGAAGAUGAGUGCGGGGGCCCCCCAGAACAAGUGGGGUUUUCUGUGCCUGUGCGGCUAACUGGGCUGCGGCUGAGGGCCCCCAAAGGGUCCGUUGCUUCUGGAGAGGCCCCUCGCCGUCUUCGUCUUUUUUUCAAUGACCCAACCAAGUCCUUCUCCGACGCAGAGACAGACCCAGCGACGGAUGAGUUUGACCUGCCGGAGGACGAAAGCAUUGAAGACGGCCGCUUGCUUCCUCUAAAAUCUGUCCGCUACAACGGCGUGGCUUCUUUGCAGAUAUUUAUAGAGGACAACCGGGGGGCCCCCACGACGAAAAUAGCUCAAGUGGAUUUCUUUGGAACUCCUGUAGACAGUUUGCAGAUGAAGGACUGGAAGCCCUUGAAGCCGGAGGAGGCCCUCGCCCAGAACGACACUUGA